UAGUCGGGAAGAAGAGAACAAGGCAACCAGCCUCAUUAGCAAUUUGCAGCAUUGCCAAAUGGCAAUGGCAAUGGCCAUGGCCUCAUCCUCAAUGUUAUCAACAACUUGUUCUUUUAGUUUCCCUUCUAUCACUAUGUGCAUUUCCUCUUACAACCCUAACCCUUCUAGAAGACUAGCUCUCUUUCACCUUCUUUCUGGUCCUUUUGCUAUUCCACAGUCCCAAUCUCUGUUAUUUGGUGUAAAAGGUUCAGAAUUGUUUAGAGUAGCAGAGGCUAAUGCAGCAGAGAAUCUAAUUCAACCAGAGCAAAAUUUGUUUGAAUGGGUCAAAAAUGACAAUAGAAGAUUCUUACAUGUUGUGUACCGUGUUGGGGACUUGGAUAAGACUAUAAAGUUUUACACUGAGUGCCUUGGCAUGAAGCUGUUGAGAAAACGUGAUAUACCUGAAGAAAGAUACACAAAUGCUUUUCUUGGAUAUGGCCCUGAAGAUUCCAAUUUUACAGUUGAGCUUACCUACAAUUAUGGAGUGGACAAGUAUGACAUUGGAAAUGGGUUUGGUCAUUUGGGUGUUGUAGUUGAAGAUGCUGCCAAGGCAGUUGAUCUGAUAAAAGCAAAAGGUGGAAAGGUUAUCAAGGAACCAGGGCCUGUCAAAGGUGGCAGCACAGUAACUUCUUUCAUCCAAGAUCCUGAUGGUUAUGAAUUUGAGCUCUUGGAAAGAGGACUUACUUCCGAACCCCUAUGCCAAGUGUCGCUUCGUGUAGGUGAUCUUGACCGUGCCAUAGUCUUCUAUCAGAAAGCUCUUGGCAUGCAACUUCUGCAUAGGAAAGACAAUCCUGAGCACAAGAAUACAGUUGCCACAAUGGGGUAUGGUCCUGAAGAUAAGAACACUGUUCUAGAACUUACAUAUAACUAUGGAAUCACUAAUUAUGACAAAGGAAAUGGCUAUGGACAGAUUGCAAUAGGCACAAAUGAUGUGUAUAAGAGUGCAGAAGCAAUCAAACUGUGUGGAGGCAAGAUUAUCCGUGAACCUGGGCCGCUGCCAGGUAUCAACACCAAGAUAGCAGUUUGCUUGGACCCUGAUGGUUGGAAAUUGGUUUUUGUUGAUAAUGCUGAUUUCCUGAAGGAAUUAGAGUGACAACUUUUAAUUCCAAAAUAUGCCCUCUUUUCUAUUAAGUCUUCCUUCUCUCUUCCCGGCCAAGCUUGGACAUCACUGCAGACUCCGGUGACUAUACCUGCGAUUUUAUAGGCCAUACCUUAAAGCAUUGGUUUUCAGAUUGUGGGAAAGAAUAGUUAUGAAUGAAACUUUGAGCUUACACUUCUUCUUUUUGGUGAAUGUUCCUGCCAUGUGCUUGCUUUUCAUUUUCGCUAUAACCUGUUGUAAUUUUGUUAGAACAUUCCAUGUAACUAUUUAAUUGGAGAUAUCAACAAAUCAGUGGUUAUGAUUAUCUCCUAUGGCUAUUAUUUGUUGAUGGAUUUUUGAGUGUCUUCUAGCAAUUACCUGUAAAUUUGAAUUCAUAUUGAAAGAUACUUGCUUCCAGUGAAGAUCUCCUGCAUUUGACAUUGGGAUA
Messenger RNA from Arachis duranensis, 1565 nucleotides. Its product is annotated as probable lactoylglutathione lyase, chloroplastic. The transcript has 10 exons. The record is from RefSeq and is a predicted model, not a curated record. Gene Ontology annotation, molecular function: metal ion binding; lactoylglutathione lyase activity. The coding region runs from base 59 to 1132 and encodes 357 amino acids. Gene Ontology annotation, cellular component: cytoplasm. Lineage: Eukaryota; Viridiplantae; Streptophyta; Magnoliopsida; Fabales; Fabaceae.